Molecule: messenger RNA, 3016 nt
Organism: Xyrauchen texanus (razorback sucker)
Lineage: Eukaryota; Metazoa; Chordata; Actinopteri; Cypriniformes; Catostomidae
Product: cytochrome c oxidase subunit 7A-related protein, mitochondrial-like
Exons: 3
Coding region: 67-417 (116 amino acids)
Biological process (GO): regulation of oxidative phosphorylation; mitochondrial respirasome assembly; mitochondrial electron transport, cytochrome c to oxygen
Source: RefSeq, a predicted model, not a curated record
UCGUUCCUUUUAGCCGGUGGUGGACGUGCAGCUUGUAUCCGCUGUAACUCAGUUCUCUCAUUAACCAUGUACUAUAAAGUCAGCGGAGUCACCGGAAAAUUAACGGGAACUACCGCAGCGUCCGCCUGCAGCCCGCAGGGGCUGAAGCCCACAGUGCCCUCUCAACCCCCUCCCAUGAUUUUUGCCUCACCAACCAAGGUGGUUUCAGAAGCAGGUCCAACAGUAAACUACUUGGGAAUAAACAAAGUCCCUGAGCUGCAGAAGAUCUUCCAGAAAGCUGAUGGAGCACCGGUUCACCUGAAGCGUGGAGUCAUGGACAAAAUGCUGUAUAGGACCACAAUGGGCUUGACGAUUGGUGGCACUCUCUACUGUUUAAUGGCCCUGUAUGUCGCUACCCAGCCCAGGAAACCGCAGUAACCUGCUCAAUCUGUGCCUGCAUAAUACAAAAAUGCAAAAUUGAUCUUGAGUAGGACUGAUGACAUGGAUUGUCAUUCUGCCCUCAAAGACAGUCACACAAUCACUUGAUUACUUCAAUGCUAUUUCACUUACAUACAUCCGCCCUUAUUUAUAACUGCAAUAUUUUGUGUCACCAGUCCCCACUGAUUUUAAAAGUUCAUCAAUUCUAACUGUCAUUUUACCAGUCUGAGAACAAACCAAAAUUCUGAUGAGCUUGCUGGGUAUGAUGGGCUCGUCAUUGCGUGUGUACAUUCACAAGUGUUGAUUUUGAUUUCACCAAACCAUUGUUUUAUUCUCUCCUAUGGACGUCUAACUGGUCCCUCUAAAAUGGCUUGUGAGCAGUAAUUUACCUUAAUGGUCUCAUUUUUAACAUCUUUGGAGUUGAACUCGCAUUUAACUCGAACAAUCCACAGCAGGGUUUGGUUUUGCUUUUGGUCCUAUUUUCACGCUCAUCGUGACUAGCACACACUGCUCAGAUAUACUGAUAUACUGUAUAUGCAUUCCCUCAUAACUUUUGAGAAAUGACAGUGAACUAUUACAGCUUGGCCUUCUGUAAAUUAAGUCCUUGUCAUUUGUAUUUGGGAGAAUAAAUGUAUUUUGUUUGUAAAAAGUGGAAAAAAUACCAGUGAAAUUUCCUUGUCUUUCUUCUGUUUUGACCUGUUAUUACUGUGUUUUCCAUAUAUCAGUCAAGAGUAAACAACAUCCUGUGGUCUUGGGUUCAGUGUCGCCACACAGGAAAUGAGUCUGAUGGGACUGGGCAUAUUAGUGGUAAUGAAAACAUAAAAGCAUUUCAAAAGCGAUGAUUUAUUGAUAUUAGAUUAGGUUCUUGGAUAUAAUAUUAUCAGUCGCAUUUAGACGCAUGUUUGUGAAGGGAGUGGAGUAUUAACAUUCUGUUGAUGCUUGACAUUUGAUAGGGAUGUGUCUUAUGACACAGUGCUUACAUAAUGCUGACAAUUGAUUUGUGUUUUAGAGUGUGGAAUUGGCUUUUGUCUUGGACUCGUCCUCAUUGUUGAUAUUUCUUAAUCGGAUUGCUUUCAACCCUUAGUACUAAGCAUCUGCAAUUAUUUCCAUCCAAAGCGUUUAGCAAACAGAUUUAUUUACAUUACAUGUAUGCAUUUGCCAGGUAAUUUUAGUGACAGUACAUUUGUAACGGUAAGGUGGGCAAGGAGGAGGUGGGAACUGGCUGAACUUUCAGCUUAAUUUUUAAAAACAUUAAAUGAGCUUGAAUCAACUUAAACACAUAGAGACACAGUGGCCGCAUGUGGCUCUUUCUGUCUCCUGAACUAGCGCACAUUCAAUGUACAUUUUAUCAGUUAUUGCUUUCCCUGGGAAUCAAACACAAGAGUUUGGUGUUACUAAUGCCAUGCUCUACCAGAUAAACUCUUCGAAUGCUUUGUACAUAAAUUCAGCCUCUUUGUUUUCCAAUUUAGUUUUUGUACUUGUCAAUUUAAAUGUUAAAAUGAAAUAUUUCAGAUGCAAUAAAUGCAAGUUUAAAGUUGGAAAAUCAGCUUCUGACUUUAUAGAAUGUUCUGAAUCAAAAUGUUACCAUUAAUGGUGAGACAUCAUAAUAUUUGCAUACUGGGUUAUUGUUAUUUGUGCAAUUGCUUUUGUCUUUUUUUUGCAUAAUGUAUGUUUAGCAAAAAAUGGCUAAAUUUACACUGCUCAGUAACUGUGUUGAUAAUGCAUGCAGAGUGUCAUGACAACAGCAAAGCAUUUCUGAUGCAACAUUUAAAACCUAAACUAAACAAACCCAAAAUUUUUAUUCUGUUAUUUUCUCACAUGUCACUGUAAACCCAUAUGUCUUUCUUCUGUGAUAAGUGACUUCGGUCUGAGAAGUUUGAAAAAGGACAAAACCACCGAUAAAUUAAGCUGUAUGACUCAUUAUGGUAUAUAGUGCAAAUUCCAAGUCUUCUGAAGCCAUACGAUCACUUUGUGCCCUGAGGGAACACCUGUCUCUUCAGUGUGAAGAAAAGAAUGCAAUUUAAACCAUUAUUCACUCUAAAUUAUGUAAUUAACACAAAAAAGGACAGCAUUUGCUGCAUUAUGUUAAUUACCACAAACAUUUAUUUUGGAAAAAAGGCAAAAAUCUUGAAGUGAAUGGGGCCAAUCUGUUAAUGUUAAAAUACUGUUUCAAAAUGAUAACAACAAGACAAACAAUAUGCUAUUAAAACAUUUGUUGUGUGAUAAAAUUGCUUAAAAACCUUUUUUCUGUAAAAAAUUUUCUGGCAAUUUUACAACUUGCUUGCCAUGAUGACUUGGCAUUGUACUAAAUCUAAUCCUGAAAAUAAAUUUGCAGCUUAAAUAAUGCAUGUGUUUAAACAGAAUUAAAGUGCUUCUGUAAUAAUAUAAGCUUCACAAUUCUGUUUUUAAACCCUCCAAAUAUUAUUAUUUUUAUUUAAUUUUUUUGUGGUAAUCAGCAUUAUGCUACAACAUAUUGAACCCAUAAUAUUCAUUUAAAUCAAAUAUGGCAGCAACGUCAGUAACAUCAAAUCUCAUAAGUUCUCAUUUUAUUUUUUAUCCCUUUUCUUGAUUGACAGAACAGUCGCUAUUCCCUGUCAUU